Messenger RNA from Durusdinium trenchii, 2566 nucleotides. The record is from the annotation of a GenBank genome assembly. NCBI's taxonomy places the organism in Eukaryota, Dinophyceae, Suessiales, Symbiodiniaceae.
CCUUGGCACAGAUUGCGCAGCCACACAGCCAUGGCGGCCAACCCCAAAAUCCGAAGGAUGUAUGUGGAUUCCCGCGAUGGGAAAGAACUUUCGUGGGAAUUUUUGCAGAGGCAUGUAGCGAGACGUUUGUACAUAUUGGCGAAAGAUGGAGGUGAACAACCCAGUAAUAUAAAAAACUGGAACAAACACGUCAAGGAAAAGUGGCUCUUAGGGGCCAGAGCGAGGAAGAUUUGGCAGCAGUUGGCUGUGAAGCAUGUGCCAGUGAUUCACGAAUACGGUGAAGGGGGGAUGCCCUUUCUGGCGCAGGUUGAGGAGGUUUGCAAAGCUUUAGACGUUGAGAGACACCAAGAUGAAGACCUAAAAUUGGUCGAACACAUUGUCCAGCACAGUCCAAAGCGCCCAAAAAUGAUGGGCCCACAAAAUGAUGAAUGGGUGUUUCCCGAAAAGGAAGAAGUGGAAAUGGUAAGGCUCAGAAAGAUUCCAAAGUCCUCCUUUGACCAGCCCGUCCAGUGGUCUGCAAACUAUUUCACGCAACAAAUCCUAGAAGACGAAAUGUUGAGACAGAUGGAAUUCGUGGACGUCGAAGAUGGCAAGGAGGCUGAAGAUUCUGAGGUGAACCCACUAGUGAGGCCACUGGACAACAGUGAGAAACUUCAGGACGCGGCCUACGUAUCUCCCUCAGAUGAACCAGUGAUACACUUGGUCCGGUUCCUCCGACUGCAAUCAGCCCACGAUGCGUGGCAUUUGCGAGAAGUGCAGGAAACCGUGUGCACCGCGCUUGGCAUCCCUCUUUUGCGCAGCUCAGUGCGAGAAGAGACGUUCCCUGAAGAUCAGGGCACACCAAUUUGGGCUCGUGCUGGAGGAAGGCUUUAUCGAUCGGCCUGCAGGCAUUGCGUCACAUCGCGGCCUGAACAGGUGUUUGAGCAUGCUUUCGACGCGAUCCCAAUAGGACAGAUAGAGAACAAUGAAUUCAGCCAAAUUUUGCAACUCUGGCCGGUAUAUUGUACCUUCAGGCUUCAGGGUGAGCGACCGAUGGACACUGUCCAGUGGCUCGCAUUUGGAGAUGAUGAAAAACCCAUUGCCACUCGAGAGGCGGAAGACCGCGAAAGCUGUGUCUCCGCACUGCUCGGCCUGGUGCCAGGACCUUGCCUGGCGGAAUCACACUGGCACCUGUUUGUGGCCAGGCUGUUGCUGAGUGUCCACAACGACCUGCAGCUCUUUAGUCAAGUGCAGCUCCCAUUCUGUGCUCAUGACGCGCGGAAGGACACUGCACUCAGAUGCUACACACAGGAGAUGCCUCAAUGUACAGCAUCCCAACCACCACAUCCUCAGGACCUUUGGGAAUCAACAAAGCGCUUUUUGACGAUCUCGCUUCAAGCUCACGGUCGAGAAGGAGAAGUGGAUGGAAUGGUGGCCCAGUUGCGCCAGCAGUCGGAAGGAAUCGUGGACGUUGCUCCGGAGUUGUGGAAGAUUCUUUUCUCAGGGAAUACUCCAGAAGCUCGUUGGGGAGGCUUGUGCAGGUUGCUCGAACGGUGUGAGAACCUUGAGGCCAAUGUCCACGAGUCAGUUCUAGCAGCUUUGCUUGCAGGGUAUCCGAAGCAGUUCAAUUUGAACGACAGAGUGGCCUUGCCUUUUUCGCCAAAAGAAGUCCCUGCGCUGCAGGCUGCCCUGCAGUUCUUAUUGCUGCUGAAGGAAGAGCCCUCAGAAAGCGAACUGGCGCGUUUUCUUGCUCAACUGCGGAAAAGGGCCGUGGGCCGACACUUGAGAAAGAUCAAUCCGCAGUUCCUUGGCAAAGAAGAACUGCCCAACAUGCGUCGAUUUGGAGCCCUUGUGAUUGACUUCAUGGCCUGGUGGAAAUACCUUCAGGAGCACGAAAGCACGCACGAAGGCCCAUUGGAAACGUUCUUCCGGAACCGCGGGCAAAUCUGGAAGCAGUUCAUGGAACAACACCUUCCCAAACCAUGGGAGAACACUUACAAAACACCACGGCUUCGAAAGCCUCUUUCGCAUUCCCAGGUUGAGUACCUCAGAGCAUACUUGCUCAAGAUUGAGUGGCCAGACAUAUACACGAUGCAGAGACUACAGCGACACGUGUCCCUCCGUACCCAGGCUUCCUUUUAUGACUGGAGAAAAACCGAACUUCCACAGCUUAAGAGAACCACAAAAGCUUCACCUCGGGUGCGUCGCCCACGCGUCCAUCGGCGGCUGCACCGCCUUUGGGCGGCGUCUAGACACAAGGCUGCCCGCCGGAAUAUUUGCCGGCCUGCUCCACCCAAUCCCUAUGCACCUCGAGCUGCGCAACCUUCUGCCAGUGACCCUGCUGGUUACAACGAAGCUGGUGGCAAAGCUGGUGCUGAAGCUGAUGAGAAUGCGGGUGUGAGCCAGACUAGAGAGAACGAUGCCAUUGUGAGCGAGUUUAGUGACUCCGACUGGAGUGACAGCUCCACAUAGUGGCUCUACUGCUGGCCACACAUCCAAAAUGCUCAGCAGCUGAAGCCUGUAGCCUUGCAAAGUGAGGGGCGAUCAUGUUCGAGAUGGCAAAGCGAAGGGGCAGGUUUGAAAAAGA